This is a messenger RNA of Drosophila montana, 804 nucleotides long. Its product is annotated as cytochrome b5. NCBI's taxonomy places the organism in Eukaryota, Metazoa, Arthropoda, Insecta, Diptera, Drosophilidae. The transcript has a single exon. The coding region runs from base 177 to 599 and encodes 140 amino acids. Gene Ontology annotation, cellular component: membrane; intracellular membrane-bounded organelle. Gene Ontology annotation, molecular function: heme binding. The record is from RefSeq and is a predicted model, not a curated record.
GAGACAUGCUCAGAGAGAGAGAGUGAGGGACUUUGACUACUUGACGCUCCAAUUGGCACGCGGGUGACGUCGUUGCGAUAAUAUAUUAAAAAAAUAUAAAUAUAUAUAUAAAUAAAAAAAAAAGCGAAAGUUCAGACCGUCUAGUGAUUGCAAAAUAUACCAACUACCGGAACCAAAUGGCAUCGGCAUUGACAAAUCUGCUGCAAACGUUGCGUAUUGGACCACUCGCAGCCGUUAGCAAAUCCGGUAAAGCCGGCGAUGUCAUCAUUCUGCCCAGCGUGGAGAAGGCCAAAGGCAGGAUCGAUGCGCCAGAAAUUACGCUCGAGGAGGUGGCGCAUCAUGACAGCUACGACGAUUGCUGGAUUGUCAUCUACGAUCGCGUCUACGAUGUGACGCACUUUUUGCGCGAACAUCCCGGCGGCGACGAUAUCAUCAUGGAUCAUGCGGGUCGCGAUGCCACCAUUGCCUUCCAUGGCACUGGCCAUUCGCGUCAUGCGGUGGAGCAAAUGCGUCAGUUCCUGAUUGGCCAAUUGCCGGCAUCCCAAUGCAUCUUUCGUACGGGUCAGAACAAGGUACUGUCCUCGGGCAUACCGGACUGAUCGGCAUUGGGAUUACUUCCUACUUAAAUAGAGCUCGCUACCAAGCCGUCCCGCUGCGCUUGUCUUACAUACAUUUAUUUAUUUCGCAUAUUCGAGUAUUCUCAUAUUCUUAGCAUUUAAGUAAAAGUGUUAAUCAGUGUUUUUGUUUUCAUCAUCAGUUUACACCUAUAUAGAUUGUGCACAUACACACAUAUAUAUUUAUAUA